AGACAAAAGGACCCCGAGUGGUGACACGUGGGUUUGUGCACCCAAAGAUAUUCCAUUGUAAUAAAGUCUACUGAGUGCAGCAUGGCGCCGCAAAUGAAGUUGAUUGCUGGUUGUUACGAGCAGAUUGUGUUUGGAUAUCGAAUACAGACAGGAGAGGAAAAAUGGACAUCAGAAGCCGACUUUACCCAUCAUGCACACACUGCCUCGUUAUCUGCAGUGGCUGUGAAUGACAGGUAUAUAGCUACAGGCAGCAAAGAUGAAACUAUUCAGCUGUAUGAUAUAAAAAAAAGAGUGGAACACGGCUCCCUGUUGCAUCAUGAUGGUACAAUAUCUUGUCUGGAGUUCUAUGGAAGAACACAUUUACUCAGUGGGGGAGAGGACGGUCUCAUCUGUGUUUGGAACACUAAGAAGUGGGAGUGUCUAAAAUCUAUUAGAGCACACAAAGGUCACGUGACAUCACUUUCAGUGCAUCCAUCUGGUAAAAUUGCUUUGUCAGUGGGGACAGAUAAAACACUUAGAACAUGGAAUCUAAUAGAUGGAAGAUCAGCAUUUAUCAAAAACAUUAAACAAAAUGCUCAUAUAGUGAUGUGGUCCCCUGCUGGAGAGAGAUACGUUGUGGUUGUGAAUGAAAAAAUGGAUAUCUACAACCUGGAGACUGCAUCAGUCACUGGAACAAUCUCAAACAAAAAAAGGAUAUCCUCCAUUAGAUUUAUAACUAAUACUAUUGUUGUGGUAGCAGGCGAUGAAGAAACUGUGAAGCUGUAUGACACUGACUCACUGAAGUGCCUUUGUGAGUUUAAAGCACAUGAGAACAGAGUAAAAGCAAUAUACAGUAUCACAGUGGGAGAAACCCUUGUCCUUGUAACUGCAUCGAGUGAUGGAUAUAUUAAAAUGUGGAAGCUUGAUCCUGAAAAGAUUCAGGACACUCCAGCUCUACUUGGUGAAGUGAAUACUUCCGCCAGACUGACAUGUUUGGGUGUGUGGCAGGCUAGCCCAGUGGAAAGUUCACAGCAAGUGGAAGCAGAGGCUGCUUGUUCCCAAGCUGAGGAAGAUGCUAAUAAACUGGUCAGGACCAAAAAGGUGGAAUUUGUUGAAGGCAAUACCUCGACCAAGAAGAGAAAAGCAGAAGAAACAAAAAAGAAAAAGAAGCAGAAGUCUGAAUAAAAGACUUUCACAUAAACUGCUGAAUGUUAUUUACACUUAGAAUCCACCUGCAUAACAAAAUGUGUGUUAAAGAAAUACUGAAUUUAUAUUUUGCAUAUAUAUAUAUAUAUAUAUAUAUAUAUGCAAAAAAACAUAAGAUCAACAAUGGAAUUUGUUUUGCAUGGCCUGGGACUUGUACAGUAUCCUUGAAUUGUAUAUAUUUAAGAUCUGAGAAUAAUCUUUUUAGUGAGGUCAUUUUCAGUGAGGAUUUUUUUUGUUUAGUUUCUUUUUGUAAUUGCUUGUUGUGAAAUGUAUACUUGACAUCUCGCUCACUUUCAAGGUUUACCUGCAAAUUCAGAAAAUUUAUAUACACCUAUCUGUGAUACUGUUCAAUCUAGCGUGCAUUCAUUAUGUGGUCAGAAUGUACGUUUGUGUCAUUAAACAAUUAUUGCUAGCACAAAGUAGUACUAAACUGAAUAACUAUGCCAUAUACUGUACUUCUAAAUAAAUAGUCAUUUUACAAUUGUUCUGAAGCCAUUUGUUUACAAUGAACAAUUUAUUAAUAAUAUACUGACCAGCAGAAGUAACCAAACGAUAAUUCUACUCUCGUUUUUACUACACAAGAGACAAUUGUAUGAGUAUUGUAUUUCUAUAUAAUUAUUAAAUUACUAUCAGUAAAA
This is a messenger RNA of Acipenser ruthenus (sterlet), 1823 nucleotides long. Its product is annotated as p21-activated protein kinase-interacting protein 1-like. Gene Ontology annotation, molecular function: protein binding. NCBI's taxonomy places the organism in Eukaryota, Metazoa, Chordata, Actinopteri, Acipenseriformes, Acipenseridae. The record is from RefSeq and is a predicted model, not a curated record. The transcript is spliced from 10 exons. The coding region runs from base 82 to 1164 and encodes 360 amino acids.